This is a messenger RNA of Sphenostylis stenocarpa, 1680 nucleotides long. The record is from the annotation of a GenBank genome assembly. Lineage: Eukaryota; Viridiplantae; Streptophyta; Magnoliopsida; Fabales; Fabaceae.
AUGAUCUACUUACCAACCAUCUCUAAUAAUAACAAACAUUUUAUCAUACACGAAUCUUCAUCUGUCGCAGUAGCAGACUAUCAUAUUCAUGAACCAUUACCCUACUGUGAUUUUGGUAUAUAUUGUAUAUGUGUACGCAAACGAAUCAGUGAUCCUUUUAGAAACGGAGAGAGAGAGUUAGAAGUUGUUUCUUCCAUGGCUUGCAGCUUUCCUGAUGUGUUUUGCUGGAUUCAGAAGCUUCCACCGACCUCAGAAUGGGAAACAAAUUCCAUGUCUCUAAACAUAUGUUCUUCAAGCUCUUGCCAACCAUGUCUGAAUCUUACCAUUCCCAAAAACCAACAUUCCUCAAAACUCUCCUUUGUCAUUAUUGCAGACUGUAACGUUCCUAUCCAUCUUUGGACCUCAAAACCUUUCAAGCAUGCAAGCUCCAAAACUACUAAGUUAAUAGAUGAAGAAACUAUUUCCAAUCUCUUUGUUAAUUUCAUCCAGGCCAUCCUUAUCUAUGGCUCCAACAAGAACACUUCCUUCCUCAGGUUUCCAAAACUUGACUCCACUCCCAACCUUUCAGACGUUUUCAAUCUUUCUUUCUUCACUCUCUUGUUCCUAGUUUGCAUAUACGAAGCUCCUGCUGCAGAUUUUCGUUCUGGGUGUAUUAGUAACCUAAAAGACCAUUUGACAGGUUUACAGUCAAGAAAAGCAUCAAAUAUGCUCAUGAAACUCUUAGGGUCUAACGUAGAAGAGUUGUGGAUGCGUUCUGUGAACCUUGCAGUCACUAACUGGGUUGGGGAACUCGAAGCACAUUACAACCCCUUCACAACACCGUGUCCUUUAUUUUCUUAUGCGCUUUCAGCAACUGGGUUAUGGAAAGUGCAGUUGUAUUGUCCCCUCAUAGUCAUGGAUGUUGAGAAUUCAAAAAGCAAUCCAGCUAGCGAGAAACUCCAAUUCUCCCUCAAAUAUCACCAUGUGGAAGGUGUUCUUCAAUUCAAUCACAAAGUCUUAAUCAAAGAGGAAUGGGUUGAAAUCAUGGUGGACGUUGACAACAUAAGGUGUGAUGUUAUAAAAUUGGUGAAUGAAUAUCUUAUGAAGGAACGAGGGGCUGAAUCUGAAAAACAUUUUCCUUCCAGAAUAUCUUUACAACUUACACCCACUGUCCAAGACCAAGUUUUGAGCCUAUCAGUUGGGAAAUCCUCGGAGAACCCACGAAAAGAAUUUGGUGUUGACAAAAGUGUAGAAGCGUCGUUUGAGCCAUCCGUUCCCUUGGGACUCAAGGUGUCAGCUGGAGAGUCCACAACAGUGAGUUUGAAGCCUUGGAAAUUUGAAGAAUCUGUUUAUGGCUACACUGCAAAUUUGAAUUGGUUUCUUCAUGAUAGUGUGGAUGGCAAAGAGGUUUUCUCAUCAAAGCCUUCGAAGUUUGCUAUGAUUAACCCAAAGUCAUGGUUCAAAAAUCGAUACUCAAGUGCUUAUCGACCUUUCACCAGGCAAGGGGGAGUUAUCUUCGCAGGUGAUGAAUAUGGAGAAAAAGUGUGGUGGAAAGUGGACAAAGGAGCCAUAGGAAAAACAAUAGAAUGGGAGAUAAGGGGUUGGAUAUGGUUAACAUAUUGGCCUAACAAACGAAUAACGUUCUACACCGAAACUAGGAGGUUCGAGUUUCGAGAAAUAUUAUAUCUUCAUGUUGCUUAG